Molecule: messenger RNA, 2321 nt
Organism: Oryzias latipes (Japanese medaka)
Lineage: Eukaryota; Metazoa; Chordata; Actinopteri; Beloniformes; Adrianichthyidae
Gene: kcnj15
Product: potassium inwardly rectifying channel subfamily J member 15
Biological process (GO): regulation of monoatomic ion transmembrane transport; potassium ion import across plasma membrane
Cellular component (GO): plasma membrane
Molecular function (GO): inward rectifier potassium channel activity
Source: RefSeq, a predicted model, not a curated record
CUUCUCCGCUCUGUUCAUCGAGCGCUGCAGAGGAGUGCCAAAGUUCAGAGCUCACAGCUGAGCUUGAACAAAAGGAGAAAGAAGACACUGAACUAUUUUUCUUCUAGUGUAGUUUCACUUCACGUCAUUUUUGAUACUUAAAGCAAGUCAAAUCGAACAUUUAAGACCUUUUAAGGAAGGAACUGCAAUUAUAUCUCUUCAGUCUUCACUGAGAACAUUAAUUAGCAUUGCUUGAAUCAGGAUGGCCGCUAAAAGAUCAAAAGUCCACAGAAGAAUUGUGUCUAAGGAUGGCCACAACAAUGUCAAGAUUGACAACGUGGAGAGCAUGGUCCAGAUGUACCUCCAUGACAUCUGGACUACAGUGGUGGACAUGAAGUGGCGCUACAAGCUGACUCUGUUUGCCUCCACCUUCGUCAUGACCUGGUUUAUCUUUGGGGUCUUCUAUUUCUUCAUUGGCAUGGGGAACGGAGACCUCGACGUUGUGCCGAACUCCAACCACACACCAUGUGUGAUGAAUGUGGAGACUCUCACUGGAGCCUUCCUGUUCUCCCUGGAGACGCAGACCACCAUUGGCUACGGCUUUCGUCACAUUUCCGAGGAGUGUCCUCUGGCUAUCUUCACUCUCGUGGCCCAGCUGGUCAUCACCGGCUUAGCUGAGAUCUUUGUCACGGGAGCCUUUCUGGCCAAACUUGCUCGACCCAAAAAGCGAGCGGAAACCAUCAAGUUCAGCUACAAUGCUGUGAUCUGCAGACGUCAAGACAAGCUGUGUCUGAUGGUUAGAGUGGCUAACAUGAGGAGGAGUCUGCUGAUCCAGUGCCAGCUCACGGGAAAGCUAUUCCAGUCCAACACCACGGAGGAAGGCGAGAAGACUCAGAUCCACCAGAGAUCUGUUGAUUUCUACAUGGACUCCAGUGGGGAGUGUCCCUUCCUAAUCCUGCCGCUCAGCUUCUACCACAUUCUGGAUGAAAACAGCCCACUGGCAGGACUGACGGCCGAAAACCUGCACACACGAGACUUUGAGCUCCUGGUUACCCUCAACGGCACCAUGGAGUCAACGGCGGCCACCUGUCAGAGCCGUACCUCCUACGUGCCCCAGGAAAUCCUGUGGGGCUACGAGUUCAGGCCGGUGCUGUUCAGCACCACCAGCAGCCGCUAUGUGGCAGAUUUCAACUUUUUUGAUAAAGUUCAAGUGAGCGACGAUCCUUCCUUCCUCGGCAACAAGAAGGAGAAGAUAAAACUGGAACAGAACUAUAAGAGGGAAUAUGAUCACCGUCUUGAUUUAUUGUAUUAGUGGGACAGAGGAACAAACCUGUAGAGCAAACAGAGUUGCUAAAGUUUUGUUUUAUUCAAAGUAGAAAAUACAUUUUCCUUUAAAAAUACUUUGUUAUAAUUCAGAUUUUCCAAGAAACUUACAGAAAAUCUCACCCUAUUUAUCCAUAUUUCAAAUUUUUUUAUAAUUAAUAAUAUUAAGAUAGAACUUAUUUUAACUGAGAUCCUAUUAAAAAUGCCUAGAGAAGUUUGUAUUGAUGAUUUAUUCAUCUUUACCAAUAAUUAUACUAAUAUUGACCAAAAGAUUGGAGGGUGGCAAGUGGAUGGGGGCUUUUUCUGCAGCUCCACCCAUCCUUUUUCUGAACCGUUGAAUCCCUUUCAGUAGGAUGCUAGAGCCUAUCCCAGCUUCUGAUGGGCAAAUACAGGGUAGAUCCUGCAAAUGUUCAAUCAAAUGAAUGGAUGUUCCUAAAAACUUGUACUAAUAAUCUGUUUUUCUGUAGAAAGAUCUAUGUUUAUCUUCCAUUAUAAGUGUAAGAAUCAGUGGGGAAGCUCCCAAUGUGUCUCCAGUCAGAGAAUCUCACUCUUAAGUGUACUUUUUAUAAUGUAUUUGUUUGUUUGUACUGUUUUUGUUUUUUGUUUUAACCCUUUGCAAAAAGUAGUCUAUAAAAGUGUACUACAAGUAUUCUUAGCCUAUGCUUAAAAGUGAGGCAGUGUACUUGAAGUUUACUGUUGAUAUACUAUUGCAAACACAAAAGAAGAAUUAAAGAAUUAUUUAGUUAGUAUACAUCCUACACUACACACACAUGGUCUAUACUGUACUUUUUAUAUUUCAGCCCUAGUAUACAAAAUAAAAAAACUUUAAGUGCACUACUUUUUGCUAAGGGCUUAAAAAUGGUCAUUUUCAGCUAUAGUUGCUUUGGAAAUUUAUUUAAUGUCUAAAAAAGGCUACUUUGCUUGAUCUAGUUGCUCAGGGGAAGUCAAAUAUGGUCAUGAUGGGGUAUCUUGAAAGGUUUUCUUCUGUCUGUGAAAUAAAGAGUAUUGUUACCGUCUCA